CUUAAUUUUUCAUAAAAAAUAAGAUAACAAGGCACGAACGCAAAAUAUCAAACCUUAAAACAUAAAUAAAAGCGUCUUUACCACACUGCACCACAAUCCACUAUCGGAAGUUGCGUAAUGCCACGCCAACAAUUUAACACCUCAAUUUCAAUCUUUUUUUCUCAAUUAACCAUUAUUUUAACCCAAACCAAAUAAAAUAUUAUCACCAUGGAUUGAAUUGAUCUACCAAAAAAGCUACAAAAGAAAUGGAUUUUUCUCAUCACUCAUCAACUCGCAUGAAUGUUGUUAAUGUUCCAAAACCUCUACUUUAUUAAAUCCUUAGCCUUUCUCGGACUUUUGGGCUUCUCUCUCUUCCUCGUCUUCAAUUUCAUGGCAACCCCAGAAACGAUUUCCGACCAACAAGAAGUCAAGAAAGAAGUUUAUUCUGUGUGGGCGAUUCCACCGGAUGAAGUUGGCGCCAGGCUGAGGAAGCUGAUGGAGGGGCUUCGAGCCGAGUUCAAUGGGCCCCAGUUCGAGCCCCACAUCACCGUCGUUGGGGCCAUCAGAUUGACGCCUGAUGAUGCUCUCGCCAAGUUCAGAUCGGCGUGCGAGGGCCUCAGGGCUUAUAACGCUAGCGUGGAUCGUGUGGCCACUGGUACUUUCUUUUACCAGUGCGUUUACCUUCUCCUUCAUCCAACGGCUGAGGUCAAAGGAAAAUGUGCCUAUUCAUAGAAAGAGGGUUUUCAUGCUAAAGAAGCAGGGAGAGAGAGGU
Morus notabilis is the source of this 751-nucleotide messenger RNA. Its product is annotated as cyclic phosphodiesterase. Bases 280 to 711 code for a protein of 143 amino acids. Gene Ontology annotation, molecular function: 2',3'-cyclic-nucleotide 3'-phosphodiesterase activity. NCBI's taxonomy places the organism in Eukaryota, Viridiplantae, Streptophyta, Magnoliopsida, Rosales, Moraceae. Gene Ontology annotation, biological process: cyclic nucleotide metabolic process. The record is from RefSeq and is a predicted model, not a curated record. The transcript is spliced from 2 exons.